UUUCUUCAUGAAUACUUGCUUACCUGCUAUGCUAAAGUAGGUCGCGGUUCCUGCUGCCUGAACUGUGAAGUGCUUGAGCUGAGGUUUUGCCAUAUCCAAAUCUGGACGAGGCAGACACGGACACAACCCUUAAUAACUUUAAAGCAGAGCCUGCCAGGUGUUUGGAGCUGCUCAUCAAAGUUCUUGUCAUCUGUGGGAGGGCGCGCUUUUUCAUCCCACCAUCCACAUCACCUUCUCAUAGCAACACUCCCCAUUCCGAAGUAGGCCUUUGGAAGGAUUCCGAUACUCAACAUGAACUCGCCUACACCUCAGACUAUCAAUACACCUGCCGGAAAAGUCCUUUGCGUUGCCGAUCUCCGAGGCAAUAUUUCUCAGUUGAAUGAUCUCGUGGACCAGACUGGGGCGAAGCUGAUUAUCCACUGUGGUGACUUUGGUUUCUAUGAACGGGACAGCUUGAACCGAAUCAGCGACAGGACUUUGAAGCACCUGGUCCAGUACAGCACACUGAUCCCUCCAGCUCUGCGCACGCGUCUUCUGCAGUCGACGGUUACCCCGGACUUGCUGCGUUCACAGAUCCGGGCCUCGACGAACCAUAUCCUCUCAGAGUUGCCGUCGUACCUCGCAGGACAGAAGACCUUGAAGGUUCCCGUGUACACGGUCUGGGGUGCAUGCGAGGACGUGAGCGUGUUGGAGAAGUUCCGUGCGGGCGAAUAUUCAAUUCAGAACCUGCAUAUCAUUGACGAGAGCUCGACGGCGGUGAUCGAUAUCGGAGGCGUCAAGCUGAGGCUGUUCGGGCUGGGAGGAGCGGUUGCACAGCACAAGUUAUUUGAUAUUGGAGAAGGAACGACAACGAUUGCUGGAGGAUCGGGCACGAUGUGGACGACGGCUCUUCAGAUUGGACAAUUAGUCGAUACAGCUCAGAAGGUGUUUGAUGCGGCAGAAACACGUAUCCUUAUCUCGCAUGCCAGCCCUGGACGCGAAGGCCUUCUCGCCCAGUUGGCUCUUGUUCUCAAGGCGGAUUUCACCAUUUCGGCCGGAUUGCAUUUCCGUUAUGGCAUCUCCUAUAACGAGUUUGGUGUCCAGGGAGACCAGGAACUGUACAGGAACAAGCUUGUCAACUCGCAAAAGAACUUUAUGGAUAUGUGGGAUGGUAUCAAGAGCCAGGUCGAGAGUAAUCUCAGUGCCGAGCAGAGGAUUUUGCUGGAGAAUUGCUUGAGUGUUGUCAACCGCUUACCGGCUGUGAACACUCUGCCGACCGACAAGGACGAGGCGGCCUUCAAGAACAUGUGGAACUUCAAUUUGCCCGAUGCAGCUUCUGGGUUGUUGCUCUUGGAUAUCAAUCAAGGAAAGAUCGCUACCGAGACUAGAUCUCAGGGCUUCAACUUUUCGUAUCGCCGCAACAACGUCUCGCUCCGUUCUGGUUCACCAGCUAUCGCCUAAAGGGUAUCCUCAGCUAGGCCCUACUAUAACUUAUCUUAUUCCCCCUGGCUUUGACCAGAGCCAGCACGCACUUCAUAGACCAUACAUGUAUCAAAAGAAGAUACUCGUAGAAAAAAUAAAAAAGAACUAUGUCGAAAAGC
Molecule: messenger RNA, 1580 nt
Organism: Gamsiella multidivaricata
Lineage: Eukaryota; Fungi; Mortierellomycota; Mortierellomycetes; Mortierellales; Mortierellaceae
Exons: 9
Coding region: 292-1440 (382 amino acids)
Source: RefSeq, a predicted model, not a curated record